AUGGCGGAGCGCGGUCAGCUCCCUGCCCCCGCCAAGCGCCUCUGCUGCAGACCCGGCUAUGGCUCGGGGUGCAGGCCGGGCCAGCGGGCGGGCGGCGCCGGACCCGGCAGCGGGGCGCUAUGCGCCGGACCCUCCUCCGCAGCUGCCGCCGCCGCCCUGGGGCUGCUGCCACUCGGCAAGACUCAGAGCCCCGAGUCCCUGCUGGACAUCGCGGCUCGCAAGGUGGCGGAGAAGUGGCCCUUCCAGCGGGUGGAAGAGCGGUUCGAGCGGAUUCCGGAGCCGGUGCAGCGCAGGAUCGUCUAUUGGUCCUUCCCCCGCAGCGAGAGGGAGAUCUGCAUGUACUCCUCCUUCAACACCGGCGCCGAGGACCCCGCCGCCGCCCCCGGGGGGGCCGCCACGGCGCCCGGCGGGGCCGUGGACGCCGCCGCUGCCGCCGACGAGAACCGCCUGCCCUUCCGCAGGGGCAUCGCUCUGCUCGACGGCGGCUGCGUCGAUAACGUCCUGCAAGUCGGUUUCCACUUGAGUGGCACAGUGACAGAGCCUGCAAUGCAAUCGGAGCCAGAAACUGUUUGCAAUGUAGCUAUCAGCUUUGAUCGUUGCAAGAUUACCUCAGUGACCUGUAGCUGUGGAAACAAGGACAUAUUUUACUGUGCCCACGUUGUGGCACUCUCUUUAUACCGGAUCCGCAAGCCAGAUCAGGUCAAACUGCAUCUUCCCAUUUCAGAGACACUCUUUCAAAUGAACAGAGACCAACUACAAAAAUUUGUACAGUAUUUGAUCACAGUGCACCACACCGAAGUUUUGCCAACUGCUCAAAAAUUAGCAGAUGAAAUUCUUUCUCAGAAUUCAGAAAUCAAUCAAGUCCAUGGUGCUCCUGACCCAACAGCGGGUGCUAGCAUAGAUGAUGAAAACUGCUGGCAUUUGGAUGAGGAACAAGUCCAAGAACAGGUUAAACUCUUCCUCUCCCAGGGCGGAUACCAUGGAUCAGGGAAGCAGCUCAAUUUGCUUUUUGCAAAGGUGCGAGAGAUGCUAAAGAUGAGAGAUUCAAAUGGAGCUCGCAUGUUGACGUUGAUAACAGAACAGUUCAUGGCUGACCCUCGUCUGUCGCUUUGGAGACAACAAGGAACUGCAAUGACUGACAAGUAUAGGCAGCUCUGGGAUGAACUGGGUGCUCUGUGGAUGUGUAUAGUCUUAAAUCCCCACUGCAAGUUGGAGCAGAAGGCCAGUUGGCUAAAACAGCUGAAAAAAUGGAACAGUGUGGAUGUUUGUCCCUGGGAAGAUGGAAACCAUGGAAACGAGCUGCCCAAUUUAACCAAUGCUUUGCCUCAGGGUGCAAAUGCUAACCAAGAUUCAUCGAACAGGCCACAUCGGACGGUGUUCACUCGAGCCAUUGAGGCGUGCGAUCUGCACUGGCAGGACAGCCACUUACAGCACAUUAUCAGCAGUGACCUAUACACCAACUACUGUUACCAUGACGACACUGAAAACUCGCUCUUUGACUCUCACGGGUGGCCCCUCUGGCAUGAACAUGUUCCUACAGCCUGCGCAAGGGUGGACGCACUACGAUCUCAUGGAUACCCACGAGAAGCACUGAGGCUAGCAAUAGCGAUUGUUAAUACACUAAGAAGGCAGCAGCAGAAACAGCUGGAGAUGUUCCGGGCUCAGAAGAAAGAACUUGUCCACAGAGGAGUAACCUCGAUAACGAAUCUUGAAGGUUGGGUGGGACACCCUUUGGACCCUGUUGGCACCCUCUUCAGUAGCCUGAUGGAAGCCUGCAGAGUGCAUGAUGAGAGCUUCCAUGGAUUCUCAGACUUCACAGAGAACAUGGGGCAAUGCAAAUCUCUGGAGUACCAGCACCUGCCUGCACACAAGUUCUUAGAAGAAGGGGAGUCUUACUUAACGCUGGCUGUGGAAGUAGCAUUGAUAGGGCUGGGACAGCAACGAAUAAUGCCAGAUGGCUUGUAUGCACAAGAGAAGGUUUGUCGAAAUGAGGAGCAGCUCAUUUCUAAGCUACAGGAAAUUGAAUUGGAUGAUACUCUGGUGAAGAUUUUUCGAAAACAAGCAGUCUUCCUAUUAGAAGCUGGACCAUAUAGUGGUUUAGGUGAAGUCAUCCAUCGAGAGAGCGUUCCAAUGCACACAUUUGCCAAGUAUCUCUUCACCUCUCUCCUACCUCAUGAUGCUGAAUUGGCAUACAAAACUGCACUGAGAGCCAUGCGGUUGCUAGUAUUGGAAUCUACAGCUCCUUCAGGAGACAUGUCCCGCCCGCACCACAUUGCAUCAGUUGUUCCGAACCGGUAUCCCCGCUGGUUCACCCUAAGUCACAUUGAAUCCCAGCAGUGUGAGCUGGCAUCGACCAUGCUAACAGCAGCCAAAGGUGAUGUUCGGAGGCUGGAGACAGUGUUAGAAUCCAUCCAGAAAAAUAUCCACUCCUCAUCACACAUCUUCAAACUUGCCCAGGAUGCAUUUAAAAUAGCAACACUCAUGGACAGCUUGCCAGACAUCACUCUUCUGAAAGUUUCUCUGGAGUUGGGCCUUCAGGUGAUGCGGAUGACGCUGUCAACACUGAAUUGGCGACGGCGGGAAAUGGUGAGGUGGUUGGUAACAUGUGCAACAGAAGUAGGUGUUUAUGCACUGGAUAGUAUCAUGCAAAACUGGUUUACACUUUUCACUCCAACAGAAGCCACUAGUAUUGUUGCUACAACAGUGAUGUCCAACAGCACCAUCGUCCGUCUGCAUCUGGACUGCCAUCAGCAGGAGAAGUUGGCCGGCAGUGCUAGGACGCUUGCUCUACAGUGUGCCAUGAAGGAUCCUCAAAACUGUGCCCUCUCUGCACUGACCUUAUGUGAAAAGGAUCACAUAGCUUUUGAGACCGCUUACCAAAUCGUUCUAGAUGCUGCUACAACUGGCAUGAGCUACUCGCAGCUUUUUACUAUAGCACGAUACAUGGAGCACCGUGGUUACCCCAUGCGGGCCUACAAGCUGGCCACUUUGGCCAUGACGCAUCUCAACCUGAGUUACAAUCAGGACACACACCCUGCCAUUAAUGACGUUCUGUGGGCAUGUGCGCUCAGCCACUCCCUUGGGAAAAAUGAGCUAGCAGCUAUAAUACCUCUGGUGGUCAAAAGUGUCAAAUGUGCAACAGUACUGUCAGACAUUUUGCGUAGGUGUACUUUGACCACUCCUGGCAUGGUGGGACUUCAUGGAAGGAGGAACUCUGGUAAGCUCAUGUCACUGGACAAAGCCCCUUUACGGCAACUCUUGGAUGCCACGAUUGGAGCCUACAUUAAUACAACGCAUUCACGUCUCACUCACAUCAGCCCGCGACACUAUAGUGAGUUUAUAGAGUUCCUCAGCAAGGCCCGAGAGACCUUCUUAAUGGCUCAUGAUGGUCACAUCCAGUUUACACAGUUUAUUGACAACCUAAAACAAAUCUACAAAGGCAAGAAGAAACUGAUGAUGCUGGUUCGUGAGCGGUUUGGUUGAUGAA
This is a messenger RNA of Gavia stellata (red-throated loon), 3487 nucleotides long. RefSeq names its product zinc finger SWIM-type containing 6 (gene ZSWIM6). The record is from RefSeq and is a predicted model, not a curated record. Gene Ontology annotation, cellular component: Cul2-RING ubiquitin ligase complex. The transcript is spliced from 14 exons. Gene Ontology annotation, molecular function: zinc ion binding. Bases 1 to 3483 code for a protein of 1160 amino acids. NCBI's taxonomy places the organism in Eukaryota, Metazoa, Chordata, Aves, Gaviiformes, Gaviidae.